Corythoichthys intestinalis (scribbled pipefish) is the source of this 736-nucleotide messenger RNA. It is a transcript of the gene taf12, whose product is annotated as TAF12 RNA polymerase II, TATA box binding protein (TBP)-associated factor. Gene Ontology annotation, molecular function: protein heterodimerization activity; TBP-class protein binding; DNA binding. Gene Ontology annotation, cellular component: transcription factor TFIID complex; SAGA complex; SLIK (SAGA-like) complex. The transcript is spliced from 6 exons. Bases 277 to 675 code for a protein of 132 amino acids. The record is from RefSeq and is a predicted model, not a curated record. Lineage: Eukaryota; Metazoa; Chordata; Actinopteri; Syngnathiformes; Syngnathidae. Gene Ontology annotation, biological process: RNA polymerase II preinitiation complex assembly; DNA-templated transcription initiation.
UAUUUCUACCGGAAGUAGACAAGAGUAACCGGAAGUAGUAUCGUCGGGGAGGAAACGCGUAACUGGUUUUUCUGCACGCUCUUUCGAAGCAGAGCGAAUGAGUGUUUUGUGUAUUUAUCCUACAAUAUUCCUUUUACAACAUGGACAGAUGAUGUCUGCGUAGUUGGAUACAUGGAUGUGGUCCCACUUUGCACAUAGCCCAUCGUCAUUUUUGCUCUGAAAGUGACCUAGCACUUAAACGUUCUGCAUCCCACAACACUUCCUGGGGCCGCUGAAAUGGCCAAUAGCACCGCAACGGCAGGGAAGGUUAUCGGAGCACCUGGACCUGCAGGCAGAAGUAGCCCCGAAGGAUCUCAGGUGCUUAGCAAGAAGAAGCUUCAAGACCUGGUAAGAGAAAUUGACCCCAACGAGCAGCUGGAUGAGGACGUUGAGGAGAUGCUGUUGCAAAUUGCUGACGACUUCAUUGAGAGUGUUGUCACGGCCGCUUGUCAGCUGGCGCGCCAUCGCAAGUCCAACACCUUGGAGGUCAAGGAUGUCCAAUUACACCUCGAGCGUCAAUGGAACAUGUGGAUCCCGGGUUAUGGCUCAGAUGAGAUCAGGCCCUUUAAGAAAGCGUGCACAACAGAGGCUCACAAACAGAGGAUGGCCCUGAUUCGCAAGACAACCAAAAAGUAGCAGAACUAAAUUUUCCUUAUGUUAAACCCACCUUGUACUUUUUUUUUUUUGGGGGGGGGGG